This is a messenger RNA of Eimeria mitis, 1704 nucleotides long. RefSeq lists its product as uncharacterized. The coding region runs from base 1 to 1704 and encodes 567 amino acids. The transcript has 4 exons. Gene Ontology annotation, molecular function: protein binding. The record is from RefSeq and is a predicted model, not a curated record. NCBI's taxonomy places the organism in Eukaryota, Apicomplexa, Conoidasida, Eucoccidiorida, Eimeriidae.
AUGGGCCCGGGUUGGGUGGCGGUGUUGGGGCGGGACGGCCGUCUCUGCUGCUUCGAUGCACUUGAGGGUCGUCUGCUGCAGCAGCAGCAGCAGCAGCAACAGCAGCAGCAGCAGCAGCAGGUGACAUCUCUCGAGGGAGCUGCAGCAGGUGCUGCAGCAGGUGCUGCAGCAGCAGCAGCUUGUCAGCCUAUAUCCUGCUACUCUACAGCCAUACACCGCAGAGUCGCAGACAGCGCGCUGAGCAGCGCAACACAUUUGGGUUCUUCUCGGGUUGUAGCAUUGGGGUGUACAGACGGCAGCAUCUAUUUGCAGCAGCUGCCGCAGCGGGACCUUGAAUCCACAACCAUCACCAGCGGCAACACCAGCAGCAGCAGCAGCAGCAGCAGCAGCAGCAGCAGCAAGGGUGUGUGUUUAUACGCGUUUUCUUCUGCUGGUGUUCGUAAGGAAAAGCAACGUGUUGUGGGUCACCUCGACUCUGUAUUAAGUUUAUGUUAUAAUGGGAGUGAAGGCUGUCUCAUAUCAGGAGCAGCAGAUGCAACCGUCAGGGUUUGGGGUGUAUCCCCAGCUGCUUUGCUGCUGCAGCGGCUCUUCGAUGAGCCUCUAUCAGAGGUAACAGCAGCAGCAGCAAGUGAUGCAACCGUCAGGGUUUGGGGUGUAUCUCCAGCUGCUUUGCUGCUGCAGCGGCUCUUCGAUGAGCCCCUAUCAGAGGUAACAGCAGCAGCAGCAAGCGGCUCGCUAGUUCUAGCCGGUACUGCUGCUGGGGAUCUGCUGCUGUGGGACCUGCGCUGCUCCUCCCCGUUUGUAUGGGGGGCCCCCCAUGGGGGCCCCCAUGAACACAGGGGCCCCAUAAGAGCUUGUGGGUUCGCUGAUGGAGGCAGAAUCACAGCUCUUGUACAUACACCGCAAGCUGCUGCAGCACUACGCAGAGAGGAGCAGCAGCAGCUGCAACAAAUUGGGGUGGAGAGGCCGUGUACAGCCGAGCUGCAACAGAAUACAGCCCGAGGCAGCAGCGCAACAGCAGCAGAUGCAGCAGCAACAGCAGCAGCAGCAGCAGCAGAUAUACCUGGUGCACCUGAUGCAGCUUUUCCAAUUCAGGUGUGGGAGCUGCGAGGCAGCAGCAGAAUACCCCCGCGAAGCCAGGCUGGGGUGUAUGUACAUGGUGGCUCCCCUGCCCGAGGCGGCAGCACAACAGCAGCAGAUGCAGCAGCAACAGCAGCAGCAGCAGCAGCAGAUAUACCAGGUGCACCUGAUGCAGCUUUUCCAAUUCAGGUGUGGGAGCUGCGAGGCAGCAGCAGAAUACCCCCCCGAAGCCAGGCUGGGGUGUAUGUACACGGUGGCUCCCCGUCAGCUGUUGUUACAUGCGGGGUCCUCGAUGAUAGCGGGCUUGCGCUGCUAGCCUUCAUAGAAUCUCCUGCUGCAUCAGCUGCUGCUGCUGGUGCAUCUGCUGCUGCUGCUGCUGGUGCUGCUGGUACUGGUGGCGGCGUGUAUAGGGCUGGGUUACGGCUGGUGGAUUGCCUCAAGAAAGAGGAGAUAUGGGGGGCCCCCCUACGAGCAGUAGGGGCCCCCCGCUACAUUUCUGUGUGGCCUGGUGCUGCUGCAGCGAGUGAAGGAUUGCCUCUUGAGGGUUCGAGUGCUGGCAGCUGGGGCCCCACAGUUGUUGCUGUCGGGGAGGCAGCGGGGGCUGUGGAGGUCCUUUGGGUGUAA